This is a messenger RNA of Colletes gigas, 999 nucleotides long. RefSeq names its product alpha-ketoglutarate-dependent dioxygenase alkB homolog 6. The transcript has 6 exons. Lineage: Eukaryota; Metazoa; Arthropoda; Insecta; Hymenoptera; Colletidae. The record is from RefSeq and is a predicted model, not a curated record. Bases 150 to 836 code for a protein of 228 amino acids.
AUUUAUUCGUCUAUCAAAAAUAUAUAUUGAUUUAGCGGUCAUUGAAAACUUGUGAUUACUAUAAGAUGUACAUAACCCUGAUGGCUAUAUAGUGAAACAUUCGUAGACAAUAAAUUAAUUUUUUAUUGUUUUAUUUUAACCAUUGAGAAAUGGAAAAACACAAAUGUGUUUUUGCUGGAAACAUAAUUCAAGAGGUGCCCGCUUCUGCUAUCUAUGUACCGAAUUUUAUUACAAAAGAGGAAGAGGUAGAAAUUGUUAAGCAUAUCAAUAAUGCUCCUUUACCAAAAUGGACACAGUUGAGCCAUCGCCGUUUGCAGAACUGGGGUGGCAUACCACAUCCCAAAGGUAUGAUAGCAGAAAAAAUACCAAUCUGGCUUCAAAAAUAUGUUGACAAAGUGUCAUCUUGUGGUGUAUUUGAAAAUGAUAAGCUACCCAAUCAUGUUCUGAUUAAUGAAUACUUACCUGGCCAGGGAAUAAUGGCACACUCAGAUGGUCCACUUUUCCAUCCUAUUGUAACAACUAUUAGUUGUGGAUCUCAUACACUUCUUGAUUUUUAUAAACGACUGGACACCGCACAGCUGCAACAACCUAAUUUAGAGUUUAGUUUCCUAUUAGAACGUAGAAGUUUGCUAAUUCUUCGGGAAGAUUUGUAUCAUUGUUAUUUGCAUUCGAUCGCGGAAAGAGACGCGGAUAUUGUUUCAAGACAUGUGAUAAAAAAUUUGAACAUAUGCGGAGAACAGUUUACCGAAGGGCAGUCGUUAGAACGGGACGUUAGAUUGUCAUUAACGAUUAGACAUGUUCCUAAAACUAGUAAACUGAAGCUAAAGAUCGGAUAAUGCAUUUUGCGUAUACAUUACUUGCAUACGCGUAUAUAAUUUACUAUCGAUAAUUUUCGUAUUUUUCUAUUAGAUAGUAAUUUAAAGGGCAAUGAAACUUGAUGAAUAAUACGUAAUUCUUGUACAUUCGAUUAUUUAUAAAAUUUACAAAUAUUUAUUUACA